This is a messenger RNA of Drosophila arizonae, 902 nucleotides long. RefSeq names its product putative GTP-binding protein 6. Gene Ontology annotation, molecular function: ribosome binding; GTP binding. The record is from RefSeq and is a predicted model, not a curated record. Lineage: Eukaryota; Metazoa; Arthropoda; Insecta; Diptera; Drosophilidae. Gene Ontology annotation, cellular component: cytoplasm.
UUUAUAAUAGUAUAGUUUAAGUCAUGAAUUGUCUGCAAGUGUUGUUACGCGCGACUCAACUGCGUCCAGCAAUAACACGGAUAUCAACACGUUUUCGAUACACCCAACAUCAAGGGGUCAAAGGAAUUCGUAAUCGUAAGAGCUUCUACGAGGCUCCAGUACAGCCGGGGCUGCACGAGCAAAAUGAAUUGGCGGCCGUAAAUGCAGGAGACAUGCGCUUCUUGGACGAUCGUGCAUAUGAGGAAGUCGCCGGGGGAGCUAUGCGCAUCAACCGUGAUGUGGCUACAGCUCAGCAUGUUUUCAUUCUGCAGCCCUAUGUCAAGUGGUCCGCCAAGCGCACCACACCCGUCGAUGUGACGCCUGAUGAUCAACUAGCUGAGGCGACAGCGCUGAUCCACUCGUUGCCCAACUGGCAAGUUGCUCGAUCCUUAAAAGUGCCUCUGGAAAGUCUGGAGCGUAAAACACUCUUUGGUAGUGGCAAAAUAGCCGAGAUUAAGGAGCUGCUGGCACAACUGCGAAGCGAGCGRCAGGUUAACAGUGUCUUUGUGAGUAAGGGCACGCUCUCAUUUGCCCAAAGACAAUUCCUAGAGGACGAGUUUAAACUGCCUGUGCUGGAUCGUUACUCGGUGGUCAUACAGAUACUACGUCUGCAUGCGACCAGUGCAGAGGCCCGCCUACAGGUGGCUAUGGCAGAGUUACCUUACAUAUGGUCGCAGGCAAAGGAUGCCAGUGUCACACAGACCCGACGACAAGGCUACUCUCUAACUGAUCAGCAAAARGAAAUACUGCGCACCAGGGAGCGCAAACUGCGAGCAGAAUUGGAUGAUGUACGUCGGCAGCGACGCUUGCUGCGCAAGAAGCGCAAACAGUUAAACUGUCCAACUGCAGCUGUUGUUGGCUAU